AUGUCUCGAAACAACCUCGAUCAUUUCGUCGCGCGCACCAAGGCCAAGCUUGCCAGUGCCAAGGGCAAGAUCACCGCCAGCCGCGAUCAGCACCUCAAGAAGACGUCGGAGUUGCUCUCGCAAUUUGGCUUCCCACCCGUCAAGGCAAAACUGACAAAAAUACACCCUUCUCUCAUCAUGUAUCAAAACGCCGGCUUUCAAGACCACCAAGGGGUUGGGGUCCGCCAGAUGCCGCUUCCUCUUGAGACCACAAUCCAUAUCCAGGUCGGUGAGAGUUUCUCAGUGGUCAAGGAGAUGCGCUUCCGUUCAUCCUCUCAUCUCGUGGCGAGUCUGGGACAUGCCAAGGCCGCCAACAGCCACAUCAAGCACUUCGCCGAAGAGGUUCUCACCCGCGACGACCCUCGAGCUCUUGAGCGUCGAGAUGAAAACGGAGUUGUCAAAACCAAUCAACUCCUCCUUGUAGCAAGGACCAAGUGCUACGGAAACUAUGAGCAGCGUUGUUGCCAAUACGCCUUCCACCGCACGCAGCUCACCGACGCCGCAAUGAGAGCCUUGAUUGUCCACAUUGACCGCUCCAUGGCCGAAUUCUACACUGGCAUCGACAAGUACUUCAAGUGGGAGCCCACAGCAUGUACGCAGUCGGACAACUACAAGCCGACCAUGUAUGAUCCUGCAACAACCGAGGUUGCGCCAGUGAUCUGUGUCCCCAACAACGACGAGGAAUGCGGUUACGAUAUCGCCGUCGACGUCAAAGACUGGCGCGAGAACCAUUUCCGCAUCAUCGAAAGCGAGCUCACUACUCCUCUCACAGCCGACGCUGCACCAUACCUGGAACAUGUCGUCAGAGACGCUAUCCAGGAUGCUGUCGAGGACCAGGACUUUCGCUAG
Messenger RNA from Emericellopsis atlantica, 888 nucleotides. RefSeq lists its product as uncharacterized. The record is from RefSeq and is a predicted model, not a curated record. Lineage: Eukaryota; Fungi; Ascomycota; Sordariomycetes; Hypocreales; Bionectriaceae. The coding region runs from base 1 to 888 and encodes 295 amino acids. The transcript has a single exon.